UAACUCUUGUCCGAGGAGGUUCGAGGAAGCACCCGUUGUCUUCCAAUCUCCCCACACCCUUGAUAAUUUUUGACUAGAACCAGACAGAAAAUUUUCAAAAAUGCCUGUUUCUUCUCUCUCCUUUACCCUAAUCUCCAAAACACCGAAAAUCUCUCCUCCCAAAGGCUUUAGUUUCACUAGCUUCACUAUUUCACAAAAUCCCCGCCUUAAAAUCAAUCCCAUUUUCAGACCCUCCACUAUCACCUUCUUCCUCCCAAAACGGAAACCCAAUGUCAAAACUCAAAACAAAUCCCAUAUCCGCGGCCUAUUCACCGGAAUCGUCGAAGAAAUGGGCGAAAUCAAGCAAUUGGGCGUCGCUGAACAUGGUGGAUUCGAUAUGAGAAUCGGCGCCAAGACUGUUAUUGAAGGCGUAAACCUCGGCGAUAGCAUUGCUGUGAACGGUACCUGCCUUACGGUGACGGAAUUCGACACCAAAUCGUCUGAAUUUACCGUCGGUUUAUCGCCCGAGACUUUGCGAAAAACAUCAUUGAGCGAGCUCGAACCUGGCUCGGUCGUGAAUUUGGAGCGGGCGGUGCAGCCCACGAGCCGAAUGGGCGGGCAUUUCGUACAGGGGCAUGUGGAUGGGACGGGGGAGAUAGUGGCAAAGGAGCCUGAGGGGGAUUCCUUGUGGAUUAAAGUAAAAACGGGGAAGGAGUUGUUAAAAUAUAUCGUGCCCAAGGGAUUUAUAGCGGUGGAUGGGACGAGUUUGACGGUGGUUGAUGUGUUUGAUGAUGAGGGCUGCUUUAAUUUCAUGUUGGUGGCUUAUACUCAGCAGAAGGUGGUGAUUCCUUUGAAGAAAGUUGGGCAGAAGGUCAACUUAGAGGUGGAUAUACUGGGGAAGUACGUGGAGAGGCUGCUUAGCUCUGGUUUUGUUGAGUCUAUUAGAUCUUCAUGACAGAAGGUCCAACUUUCUGCAUAUCUUCGAGGUCAAGACCUUUAUGGAUACGUUGAUGGAACCUCUCUUCCUCCUGAGCAGUUUUUACCUGCUAGUGACAAUAAUAACCCCAAAACAAACCUAGAAUACCUUACUUGGGUGCGCACAGAUCAACUGGUUCUCAGUGUUCUGUUUUCAUCCCUCUCGGAUUUUGUCCUUGGACAGGUUCUUUCAUCUAGCACAGCAUGAGAGCUUUGGCUUUCUUUGAAGUCAAUGUUUGCUUCUCAUUCACGUGCAAAAGAAUUCCAAGUAAGAUUCCAGCUUACAAAGCUUUCCCGUGGCGAUCUGUCUAUCUCAGAGUAUUUUGGGAAGGUUAGAAACCUUGUUGAUACACUGGCAGCAACGGGUAACCCUCUCCCAGACAAAGAAUUCGUCACUUAUCUCCUCACUGGUCUUGGACCAGCCCCUAUGAAUCCUUUGUGACAGAAGUCACUACAAGAUCAAACCUUGAGUUAAAAUCAGGCUUCAUUUGGAACUUCUUAGCAAGCUCAAACCUUGGUGUCGAACGGUUGUGUGAUAACUUUGGAUCUUUGAUGGCAUUGUGACGGUAAGUAUACCCUUUACUGGUAUGGUGUUUGAGAAAAGUCUUAAUGCCCCUUUGAUAGCUCUUUCUUCCUAAAGAACGGAGAAGUGGAUGCUAAUGACAAUUGCCCUAAUAGCCUUGUGAAUGAGGUGUACAAAAUAAUUGCAGUUCUUGCAAAUCAAUUGAGUAGGGUUGUUGAGAAGAUUAUUUCAUUGUCAAAAAAAUGCAUUUGUCAAAGUUAGGCAAAUCUUAAAUUUAGUGCUUAUUGCUAAUCAAUGUAUAUGUGGUAGGCUUAGUUCAUGAGAACUAGGGUUGCUUUGUAAAUUAGAUAUUGAGAAGGCUUAUGAUCAUGUGAAUUGGGAUUUUCUUUAUUAUGUGCUUGAGAGAUGUGGUAAUAGGAGAAAUGGAGAUUUACUUAUCAAGAAAGAGGGGGGCGGGGAGGAGUGGAGAUCUUGGAUGUAUUUCUACAGGUGCUUUUCUAUAUUGGUGAAUCACAUUCCUAUUGGCUUUUUCAGUA
Molecule: messenger RNA, 2013 nt
Organism: Carya illinoinensis
Lineage: Eukaryota; Viridiplantae; Streptophyta; Magnoliopsida; Fagales; Juglandaceae
Product: riboflavin synthase
Exons: 2
Coding region: 101-934 (277 amino acids)
Biological process (GO): riboflavin biosynthetic process
Molecular function (GO): riboflavin synthase activity
Source: RefSeq, a predicted model, not a curated record